This is a messenger RNA of Hypoxylon fragiforme, 2489 nucleotides long. RefSeq names its product heat shock protein 70 family. NCBI's taxonomy places the organism in Eukaryota, Fungi, Ascomycota, Sordariomycetes, Xylariales, Hypoxylaceae. Gene Ontology annotation, molecular function: misfolded protein binding; ATP binding; heat shock protein binding. The record is from RefSeq and is a predicted model, not a curated record. Gene Ontology annotation, cellular component: cytoplasm; plasma membrane; nucleus. Gene Ontology annotation, biological process: vesicle-mediated transport; cellular response to unfolded protein; protein refolding. The coding region runs from base 302 to 2260 and encodes 652 amino acids. The transcript has 3 exons.
UCCCUGGCCCCACCAUAGCUUUCACUUUUGGGUUGUAUAAACUUCUGCUCAAUUCCCAGAGCACACUCUUCUUUUUUCCAUCUUCCAACUCAGACUUCAAAAAAACAAUCCAUUCUCAUUCUUGAUCAACGCCUAAAUAAGAAUUUCUCUAGAUACCCGCCUGCAUUUGGGUAAUAGAUUUCUCUGCGUUUUUCACAAAACCACGCGAACGUUUUCUUACAUCACACACUUUCAAUCAAAAUACCCCACCCCACCUUAUACUUGAUUGAUAUACCACUACAACAACCAGAAAUCUUUCACCAUGGUUGCCGCAGUCGGAAUUGACUUGGGCACGACCUAUUCGUGUGUCGGUGUCUUUCGAGACGACCGAAUCGAAAUCAUUGCCAAUGACCAGGGUAACCGAACUACCCCUUCCUUCGUGGCCUUCACGGACACGGAGCGUCUGAUCGGCGAUGCUGCAAAGAACCAAGUCGCUAUGAACCCUCACAACACCGUCUUCGACGCCAAGCGUCUGAUCGGUCGCAAGUUCACAGACGCCGAGGUUCAGGCUGACAUGAAGCAUUUUCCCUUCAAGAUUGUCGAGAAGAACGGCAAGCCCAUCAUCGAGGUUGAGUACAAGGGCGAGCAGAAGCAGUUCACUCCCGAGGAAAUCUCCUCCAUGGUUUUGACAAAGAUGCGCGAAACCGCCGAGGCAUACCUUGGUGGCACUGUUACCAACGCUGUCAUUACUGUCCCGGCUUACUUCAAUGACUCUCAACGACAAGCCACUAAGGACGCCGGUCUCAUCUCCGGCAUGAACGUCCUCCGAAUUAUCAACGAGCCUACGGCUGCUGCCAUUGCCUACGGUCUUGACAAGAAGACCGAGGGUGAGCGAAACGUUCUCAUCUUCGAUCUCGGUGGUGGUACCUUUGAUGUGUCUCUCUUGACUAUCGAGGAGGGUAUCUUCGAGGUCAAGUCUACCGCCGGUGACACUCACUUGGGUGGUGAGGACUUUGACAACCGUCUUGUUAACCACUUCGUCACUGAAUUCAAGCGCAAGCACAAGAAGGACUUAUCCACCAACGCACGUGCUCUACGUCGUCUUCGAACCGCUUGCGAGCGAGCCAAGCGCACUCUUUCGUCUUCUGCACAGACUUCAAUUGAGAUCGACUCUCUCUUCGAGGGUAUCGACUUCUACACCUCUAUCACCCGUGCUCGAUUUGAGGAGCUGUGCCAAGAUCUUUUCCGAUCUACUAUCCAGCCCGUUGACCGUGUCUUGGCCGAUGCCAAGAUUGACAAGUCUCAGGUCCACGAGAUUGUCCUUGUCGGUGGUUCCACUCGUAUUCCCCGUGUUCAGAAACUCAUCACGGAUUACUUCAACGGCAAGGAGCCCAACAAAUCCAUCAACCCUGACGAGGCUGUUGCCUACGGUGCUGCUGUCCAGGCCGCCAUCCUGUCUGGAGACACCAGCUCCAAGUCUACCAACGAGAUCCUUCUUCUCGAUGUCGCCCCGCUGUCUCUCGGUAUCGAGACCGCUGGUGGUAUGAUGACCAAGCUCAUUCCCCGAAACACUACCAUCCCCACCAAGAAGUCGGAGGUCUUCUCCACUUUCUCCGACAACCAGCCUGGUGUGCUUAUCCAGGUUUACGAGGGCGAGCGUCAACGCACCAAGGACAACAACUUGAUGGGCAAGUUCGAGCUCACUGGUAUUCCCCCUGCACCUCGGGGUGUUCCUCAGAUCGAGGUUACAUUCGAUCUCGAUGCCAAUGGAAUCAUGAACGUUUCCGCCGUUGAGAAGGGCACUGGAAAGUCCAACAAGAUCGUCAUCACCAACGACAAGGGACGUCUGUCCAAGGAGGAGAUUGAGCGUAUGCUUUCGGAAGCCGAGAAGUACAAGGAGGAGGACGAGGCUGAGGGUCGUCGCAUCAGCGCCAAGAACGGCCUUGAGUCGUAUGCCUACUCUCUCCGAAACACCUUGUCUGACAGCAAGGUUGACGAGAAGCUCGAGGCCGGUGACAAGGAGAAGUUGAAGACGGAGAUCGACACCGUUGUUUCUUGGCUCGACGAGAACCAGCAAGCCACUCGUGAAGAGUACGAGGAGAAGCAAAAGGAGUUGGAGGGCAUUGCCAACCCCAUCAUGAUGAAGUUCUACGGAUCUGCCGGUGGUGCUGGUGGCAUGCCCGGUGGCAUGCCCGGUGCUGGUGGCGCUGGCGGCUUCCCCGGUGCCGGAGGCCCUGGUGCUCCCCAUGAUGACGGCCCCACCGUUGAGGAGGUUGACUAAAGGGUUCCCCUUUAAAAUAAUGAACACUAAUGGUUUUCUCUCCCGGCGUUUUCCUCUGGUCUUUAAUGACGCAUCGAGUGGCGGUCUCGGAUAUUCUAUGGGUUUGCACUUAGAUUUUCACUGGUAAUGAAGUUACAGGGCAAAAGUUGCGCGGUUUUUCAUGACUUGCAUGGAUGUAUUCUAGGCAGGAAUUACUCUACGAUGAAGCAAUGAAGUUAAUAUUUCAAAA